This is a messenger RNA of Lactuca virosa, 369 nucleotides long. Lineage: Eukaryota; Viridiplantae; Streptophyta; Magnoliopsida; Asterales; Asteraceae. The record is from the annotation of a GenBank genome assembly.
AUGUCUCUGCUGCAUCAUCUUGAAGAGAUUGAAGUCAAGAAAUGUGGUUCCAUUGAAUCGUUAUUCAACAUCGACUUGGAUUGUGUUGAUGCCAUAGGAGAAAAACACAACAUGAGGAGCUUAAGAAACAUUAAAGUGAAGAAUUCAUGGAAGUUAAGAGAGGUGUGGAGUAUAAAAGGUGAAAAUAACUCUUGCCCCCUUGUUUGUGGCUUUGAAGCUGUUGAAAGUAUAAGCAUUGAAAGUUGUAAGAGUUUUAGAAAUGUAUUCACACCUACCACCACCAAUUUUAAUAUGGGGGCACUUUUGGAAAUAUCAAUAGAUGACUGUGGAGAAUACAUGGAUUUCAAUUUUAUUUUCUUACUUAAUUAA